Messenger RNA from Pecten maximus, 1330 nucleotides. RefSeq names its product peroxidasin-like protein. The record is from RefSeq and is a predicted model, not a curated record. Bases 120 to 1244 code for a protein of 374 amino acids. NCBI's taxonomy places the organism in Eukaryota, Metazoa, Mollusca, Bivalvia, Pectinida, Pectinidae. The transcript has 8 exons.
AUUUCCGAGUCGGGGCGGAAGUGACGUUUGAAGACACCCCUACGAAUGUUAGCGCAGUUUUGGGCGAAACAGCCGAACUUCCAUGCAUUAUCAAUGGCCUUGACCCAACAAUACUUGUAAUGUGGAUCAACAAGAAGACCUCCACUCCUUACUCCAUAGGACGUAUGAUAUUUACCGGUGAUGAGAGAUUUGGAUUCACCUCUUCAUCAUCAAUUGUCGAUUGGAGUGUAUUACUCCGAGACGUCAAACAAUCGGACCAAGGGAUCUUCACCUGUCUGGCCAAUACAAAACCCAAGAAAAUCCGGGACAUACACCUGACAGUACUGAGCCCUCCUAAGAUAACUAACUCCUCCGCGGAAACAACAAGUGUCAUCGCCGGCGAUACUGUGGAGCUUAUGUGUAUGGGCGAAGGAUCUCCACCACCAACAGUGUCCUGGUACGAAGAUAGUCUGACGGGUAGAAAUAUGGUUGGAACAAGCGCGAGACUACUGAUUCACAACAUCUCGGGAAUAUCUGGCGGACAUUACCGAGGGUACAGAGAGUAUCAUUGUUCCUUGGACAAUGGCCACCCGCUGGUUGUAUCGAGGAAGUUUCGAGUGGAUGUACAAUCUGCACCAAACCUACAGCUCGUCACUCCUAGUGACAGAAUUGUGCCCGCCGGAAAUGACGUCAUGAUGGCAAUACGCUGCACAGGAAACCCUUCUCCAAUGGUAGAAUGGAUUCAUAAUGGUUAUGCCAUUGAGCAAGGUAACAAGAGAUACAAAGUCGACUCUCAGGAAGAUUACAUCAACUCAUUAACAAUCACUGGUGUGAAUGAAGACGAGUUCGGAUUUUACAGGGUUCAAUGUGAAAACAUGUUUGGCCAUACAGGAGCUGUUUUCCAAAUAAAACAACUCGUUCCCCCGGAUAUCGACCUAACACGUUCCAGUGGAAACCAGACUGUGUAUCUCGGAGCCUCUCUGAAUGUAUCCUGUUACAGCUCAUCAGAAACCGCCAUGUUUAACUGGUACAAAUCAGGAGAUCAGGGCAUCAGUCAAUCACCAGUAGGGUCGGGGAACACGUUGUCAUUCCAAUCAGUCAAAGCCUCUGACGCCGGAACUUACGUGUGUAUGACCGGAAACAUCGUAGGAUACACAACACAUCAUAUCACCAUCACUAUUCGAGAAUUAAUAUUCCCAAGGAUACCGAAGUCGCGUUUAAUUAAAACAAUAUCGCGAUAUCUUUCAAAUGGACCAAGCUUCUAAAGGUAAGUGGGUGAUCCAGUUGUCACUAACACUAAUUAAGGAAACAAAUGUAUUCCAUAUUGGAAUCCAUGUACAAUGUGCUUUCA